Molecule: messenger RNA, 416 nt
Organism: Protobothrops mucrosquamatus (brown spotted pit viper)
Lineage: Eukaryota; Metazoa; Chordata; Lepidosauria; Squamata; Viperidae
Product: testis-expressed protein 264-like
Exons: 1
Coding region: 2-307 (101 amino acids)
Source: RefSeq, a predicted model, not a curated record
CAUGAGUGAGACAAGUUCUGUCAGCCUCGAAGCCACGACUGACAUCAGUGAGACUUCAGUGGCUACCUCUAUCUUAUCUCCUUUUGCAUCUGGCCACAGUCGAGAUGAGGCAGAUAAUCGCAGUGAGCAUAGCUACAGUGAAUCGGGGGCCAGUGGUUCCUCCUUUGAAGAAUUGGACAUGGAAGGCAAUAGUGAUGGAAUGGCAGGUCUGUCAUGUGACCUUGGUUCUGCAGAAGACCGAGACACCAGCCAAGUCAAGUGGACCCGGGAGCCUAUUGCCCCAGAAGAAAAAAGGGGUGAAGAAUAAAGUUAUCUGUUUACUUACGUUUUAGGGACUGAAAAGAGAAACUGAUAAUAGUUCUUGAUUCUUUUCCGUCCAGCCAAAAAAAUUUGGUUACCGAUCCAUGUUGAGAGCU